AUGGGGAGGCAUCUAGGGGUUUCUGUGAACGCAAGGGACAACGAAAGGGAGCUUAAUAACGGAGUUAGCGAAGCUUCUAGCCUUGACUUCGAUCAGGCUGAGAAGGAAGCUCGAGCCCAGAGUACCAUGCCUGAGCGGUUUAGGUACUUGACUAAAGAAGCUCCUGACCCCCCUAUUCGGUGGCCGUGGUUUGUAGCACUGGCUUUCCUUAUUUAUGCUUGGAGAGCUGUUUUAUUUGAACUAUCAAAUUGGAGGAACGCUGCUCUUGGUAUUUUUCGUUUCAUGGGAUAUGUCUUCAAAUAUAUUUUGGCCGUAAUCUUCCAUUUCAUUGGGGAUCCUAUCACUUUCUCAAUUAGAUUUGUUGAGGAUGUAUUCUAUACCAUUCGAGCUUUCUACUCUGGGAUAGUUGCGUAUGCUCCUGUACCAGAUCUCACCAUCAUCAUUAUGCUGGCAUCAAUUGUUUUAGCUGUUGCAGAAGCUACUGUCCCUAAUAGCAUCAACAGCCAACCGUAUGUGUUGACUGCGUCAGGCCUGAUUGGCUAUGCCGCGGUUAAAGGCUAUAUCUCAGAACCUUUUUUCUGGACACUACUGGUGGGGCUGUAUGGUUUUUCACGACUUGUUAGAAAGAGAGACGAUGUCUCGUCCACAAUGCCUGUUGCAGCUGUACUUGCUGCCAUUGGCGAGCCUUGGAUAAGAGUUCUCGUGUUGAUUUCUUUUACUGCCUUGGCUAUUUCUCACCAUUCAAGAACGCUUUCAGAAGGAAAGGAAAUUGCUGAAGUUGGAACAGCAAAGAGGAGGCUUCCAAUUCCACUGCUCGCUGCAGCUUUAGCAAUUGGUAUCCGUGUUGCUGCCAAAUGGGCCGGGUAUCGGCAUUUGACAUGGAUGAUUGUAUAGAGCCAAGAGGUUCAUGCAGUUUUGAGGCAACAUGAACAAUAUGGUAACUUCUUGUGGUCUUUACAUGGUAAUAGAUGAGAGCCGUCAGGCUGGAAAAUUGUUGAAUGCAUGCUAUGUAGUGUGAAAAGUUUGGUUUUUUGUCUUUGUAAUCUAAUGUAGUAGCUUUUUAGGGAUCCUAGCGGACCAUGAAAGAAUUCAUUUGAGGGGAAUAUGGAAAAACGUUUCUUGUGAUUUUUUUCUUUUUCCUUUUUUUUUUAGGGUUUCAACUCAUCUGUCUAUCAAAUUGUUAUAUACAAUGCAUACGUGCUUUGUUUGCUUCCAAAA
Messenger RNA from Neltuma alba, 1218 nucleotides. RefSeq lists its product as uncharacterized. Lineage: Eukaryota; Viridiplantae; Streptophyta; Magnoliopsida; Fabales; Fabaceae. The transcript has 3 exons. The record is from RefSeq and is a predicted model, not a curated record. The coding region runs from base 1 to 894 and encodes 297 amino acids.